UGCGCUCGUAUGUGGGAGCACGUGGUUUCUCAGCGCAGCCCUGCGGGCGCACCACUUCCUCUCACGUUUGGAUUCCUUCACUUUUUGAGUUUCUCCGGUUACUGCUGCGGGUACCAUCACAGUGCUGAGCUAGGAUACACCCUCACCUCAGCAUCUUUUUCAAACUACCAGAUAAAUCAGAAGAUCGUUUUUUUUCUUCUCCUGUUGACUUUGUAACUCCUACGUUCAUUCCCCACUUUGGACAAAGUUCAUUCCUCUUUCUGCUGCAGCAUCUGAGGCGCAGCUCUGACGUUACCUGCGCUGAAGGAGGUCGUCUGCAGCCUUGAGAGCUACGGAUGGGGGUCUGAACUUUUAUUUAUUUCAUUUUUAAUUAUUCUAAAACCACGGGACAGUGGGAUACUCGCAGAUCCAAGGCGCUGUGCUGCUGUGGCGCUCAAUUGGAAGAAAGAUUUUGGGCAAAUGCCAUUGCGAUGCUCUGGAUGUGACUUCAAACAACAGUUCCACAACGGUAGAGUCUUGUAAACCACAAUGAAAGACGACUUUGCUGAUGAAGAGGAGGUGCAGUCCUUUGGUUAUAAGAGGUUUGGAAUUCAGGAGGGCACAGAGUGCACCAAGUGUAAAAAUGACUGGGCACUGAGGGUGGCCAUUGCACUCCUCUAUGUGCUCUGUGCCCUGCUCACCAUAGCGGUUGCUGUCCUCGGGUACAAAGUGGUCCAGAGAAUGGACAAUGUCACAGAGGGAAUGCAGAAUUAUGGAGGCAAGAUCAAUGCUGUGGAGACAGAUCUGAAGAAACUAGAUGAUCAGGCAGGAGAGAAGUCAAUUAAUGCCACCAGUGAAAUCAAGACUUUCAAAUCAGAUCUUGAGGCGUUACAGAACCAACUGAAUGACAUUGCCCUCAGGGCAACCAGCAACAGGGACAUCCUAGAUGAGCUCCGGAUCACAGGAGAUGACAUGCAAAACGGUCAUGUGUCCCUGCAGAGUUUUCUGGAAGGCAAUGCUGCUUCAUUGCGGGGGCUAAACCAGACCCUGACUUCCUACAGUGGCAUGAUUGACAACCUCCAGACAGACACUGCACGGCUCCAGUCAGAGAUACAGGGCCAGGUCAAAGUGCAGAGCCAGACCCAGGUUGGGAUCAGUUCGCUAAACAUCACCCAGUCCCAGCAGCGCAAUCUGCUCAGCACUCUACAAAAGACGGUCGAAGAUGCAGGCCUAGCUGUGCAGAAACUGAAGAAUGAUUACCAGGGUCUACAGCAGACAGCCAGACAGAACCGGGCUGACACAGAGUGGCUUAAGGAAAAGGUCCAGAAUCUCCAGGUUUUGGCAGCCAACAAUUCAGCCCUGGCACGGGCCAAUGGGGAAGCUCUUGAGGACUUAGGGGCUCAGCUCAACACACUAGCCAGCCAGAUCCAGAACACCUCAACUCUCACUGAGGGACAUGACCAGAGCAUGCGUGAGCUGAUGGACCACCAGAGAGACCACGAUAACGCCACCUCAUCUAAAUUUGAUGAGCUGGAAGCACGAUUAGACAGACAUGAGAAUGACAUGGACCGCGUGACUGGAAACGUGAGCUUUGCCACGCAGCUCCUAGGUGCCAUCAGCUCUGACCUGAAUGGCCUGAGGUCCUGUGCUGAGACAGUGAUGCGGCAUUCAGACCUGUUACUGGGGCUGAACGUUAGCGUGACAGAAGCCAAGGCAGAGAGCAAAGACCUGCGCGUCCAGCAGGAUGAGCUGGCAGUCAGGUUGGACAGAGAGGUCAACAACCUGUCUAUUGUGAUGGAGGAGAUGAAGGUGGUGGACAGCAAGCAUUCUCAGCUCAUCACCAACUUCACCAUCCUGCAGGGUCCACCAGGUCCAAGGGGCCCCAGGGGUGACAAGGGUCCCCAGGGACCAGUGGGCCAGCCAGGGCAAAAGGGUGAGAAAGGAGACAAAGGGAUGCCAGGAUUGGUGGGACCUAAAGGAGAGAAAGGUGCUGUUGGACUACCAGGUGCAAUAGGUCCAAAGGGUCCACCUGGUGCUCGAGGUCUUCCGGGGGCUAAAGGAUCGAGAGGGUCUGGAGGGCGACCUGGAAACCCUGGUGAUAAAGGUGACCCUGGGGCUCCAGGGCUUCCUGGUAGGGAUGGACCACCAGGAAUGCCAGGACCACAAGGGCCACAAGGGCCCAGAGGAGCAGCAGGACCUGCAGGGCUGGAUGGGCCUCGUGGGCCUGUUGGACCCAUUGGCCCUCCUGGUCCUCCAGGGCUACCAGGGAUAUCUGCGCCUGUACCUCCUAUAGUUAUAAAGCCAUUCCAGCCCACUCAGGUCCCUGAGCCUCUCAAACCAGCAGAGGAACCUCAGGGCUCUGUGUCCCGGCAGGUCCAGCCCUCUGUCGUCCCUACUGCAACAUCUGGGUGCCCGCCUGAGUUCAGAAAGUUUGGAGACAGCUGCUAUUACUUCUCCUCUGGUUCUCAGAGACUCAACUUUGAUGAGGCCAACCAGUUUUGUACAAACAUAUCGUCUCAUAUGCUCAUUAUCAAAGACAAUGAGGAACAGCAAUUUGUGAGAAAUGCAAUUGCUGGAAAAGGUUAUUUCUGGCUUGGCCUUACUGACAGGGAGGAGGAAAAUGUCUGGAAGUGGGUGGAUGGCACCAUACCUGUGUUCAAGAAGUGGAAGCCUGGCCAGCCUGAUAACUGGACCCAUGGUCAUGAAGAUGGCGAGGACUGCGCUGGUCUAAUCCAUAAUGCCAACUGGAAUGAUUUCUACUGCACUGACCGUAUUGGUUUCAUCUGUGAACGUGCCUCUGACUGCACUUUACAACACAGUAUGGUGCAGAAGACAGAACAAGCACAGAGCCAGCCCACUAUGGGGAAGGCGAAAUCUGUUGUUGUCGAUACACCAGCAAUGCCUCUCUUCACGACCAACCCAUUUGACCAAGAUGUUGAGAAAGCAACCAGUGAGAUGAACACAGCUGAGGACUGGGGCCUCAUCCUGGACAUAUGUGAUAAGAUAGGACAGUCACGCACUGGGCCUAAAGAAUGUCUCCGCUCUAUAAUGAGAAGAGUGAACCACAAGGAUCCUCAUGUGGCCAUGCAGGCACUGACUCUUCUUGGUGCUUGUGUCUCAAACUGUGGGAAGAUUUUCCACCUGGAGGUGUGCUCCAGAGAGUUUGCCAGUGAAGUCAGUAAUGUCUUAAACAAGGGCCACCCCAAAGUGUGUGAGAAGCUGAAGGCCCUCAUGGUGGAGUGGGCAGAGGACUUCCGCAAUGAUCCACAACUCAGUCUGAUCUCAGCAAUGAUUAAGAAUCUGCGUGAACAGGGUGUCACUUUCCCUGCAGUGGGGUCCCAGGCUGCAGAGCAAGCAAAAGCAAGCCCUGCUUUAGUGGCAAAGGAUCCGUCCACCUCAACAAACAAAAAAGAAGAGGAAGACUUGGCCAAAGCUAUUGAGCUGUCACUGAAGGAGCAGCGUCAGCAGCCGCAGACCUCCCUGUCAAGCCUUUACCCGAGCACCUCCAACCUGCUCUCCUCGCACAAGUCAGAUGGCAGAAAAGUCCGCGCCAUCUACGACUUUGAGGCCGCUGAGGACAAUGAGCUCACCUUCAAGUCAGGAGAAAUCAUCACCAUCCUGGACGAUAGUGACCCCAACUGGUGGAAAGGGGAAACUUACCAGGGAAUUGGGCUGUUCCCAUCUAACUUUGUAACUGCUGAUCUCACUGCAGAGCCUGAGAUGAUAAAGACAGAGAAGAAGACAGUACAGUUCAGUGAGGACAUCCAGGUGGAGACCAUAGAGCCGGAACAAGAACCUGUAUAUAUAGAUGAGGACAAAAUGGAUCAGCUACUGCAGAUGAUCCAAAGUGCAGAUCCCACAGACAACCAGUCAGACAGCGUUGAGUUACUACAGCUUGAAGGUGCCUGCAAUCAAAUGGGACCCCUCAUUGACCAGAAGCUGGAGGAUAUAGACAGGAAGCACUCGGAGCUGUCAGAGCUGAACGUGAAGGUGAUGGAAGCUCUGUCUUUGUAUGCCAAGUUGAUGAAUGAGGAUCCAGUCUAUGCCAUGUAUGCCAAGCUGCAGAGCCAACAGUACUACAUGCAGCAGCCUGCCAAUGCAGCACAACAGGUCUACCCUGGUCAGCCUGCAUCAGGUUCAUAUGCCAUGAGCGGUACUGCAGUGCAGGGUUACACUGUUCCCAUGGAGCAGCUUCCGGCUGGAACCCCCAUACCUGGCCAGCCAGCUCCUGGUGACGUUCAUAUGUACAUGGGCCAGCCGCCAGUCUACACUGCAGCUCCAGGCAGCAUGGCCCCAGCAGACGUUCAGUCCUACCAGAACCCAGCCACCGCCCCGGGCCCCGCCCCAGGCACGACUCCCACAGGCAUGACGCAGACACCAAACUACAGCACCCCCUCCGGUCCCAGCAUAGCACCUUCCUCAGACGCCGCACAGGCCCCCUACUCAGAGAAAGCCUUGCUAUAGGGCCCCCUUAGCUCACUGGUGUCCUCACACAUAAACACACACACACACAUGCAUCAGACCUGAUCAAAUAGUGGUCUUAGAUCAUUUCUUUUAUUAUAUUUUUAUGAUUUGUUUUAUCAUGAAACACCAGAUGGAUGGGAAAAAUACAAAAAAGAGUAGACUAUCCUUGACCUUUGACACACUUUUUUUUUUUUAUCCGGGCGCUAUACAAAUAAAUAUACAGUUACAGUUACACUUCUCAGUCCAGGUUUAGAAGUGAUCAUGAGCUUUUUAUUUGAAGAGCCCACACAAAGCUACACAUGGCCUAAAAUGGACUCUGUGUUCUUUGUUUAUGUUCUUGCAUUUUCUCCUCCAUGUCUUCACUUGAUUUUUAGAUGUGCAGACAUGGAGGAGGUUUCAGCUGCACUUUCAUCUUCAGUUGCACUUAUUUAAUUUUUUCGUCAUCAUUCAAGCCUGAUCACUUCCAAAUCUAGAUCUAAUAGCAAUAUAUGCAUUGUCCAUUUUUAUGUACAAGACCUGACACUCAUUGUUUCCUGCCAUUGGCAGGAUUGUGGGAAAAAUAGUGUUAACCAUUUAUUUUCUGGGUUGGUACGUUAUUAAUUUCCCAGGAAGUUUCUUGGAAAGAACUAUAUAGUUAUGUACUAGUUCUAGAGGAAAUGAGACAAGUUCCUGUAGUUAGGCUUUAGUUGGAAUUUAUAGGCAGUUUUUGAUAAAUUCCAGAGGAAUUUCUUUAAAAUAAAAAGGCUCUAUUUAAACCUAGGUAAAACAAAACAUUUAUUCUUCAUACUCUAUACAGUGUGUUUGUUUGUAGACUGUUUGUAAUUUCACAUUCUUGCAUGCUCAGCUGACACUAGCAGUUAAUUUAAAUUAAUCACUCAGAAGUGUAGCAGUUUGUACAGUACUUUAUUGAUAAUUAGUACCUAAUUCCAUAUCUCUUUCCAAGAAACUUUGAAGGAAAUAAUUAAGAAAUUACAGACCCGUUAAAUAAGGCAUUGCCAAAUUGCUUUGAGAAAACAAGUGUAACUGUAACCACUUCAACCUAACAUGUCACGUAUGCAAUUACUAACCCCCAGCAUGCACACUGGAUACACACAUACGAUACCCAAACACACUACAGGCAGGUGUAACAAUAGUUGACAUAUUACAAAAUAUAGUUACAGCACUCAGUUCACACAUCCUCAGCUGUAGGUGAUAAUUUACCUUCACUCACACACUAACACGGAGAGAAAUCCACAUGCCACAGCCUUCUCACACAUUUAAAGCAACUACAGUGCUAAUCACGUCACAAAAAAGGGGCGUUGACUUACAUUUACAUUUCUUUCUUUCUUUUUUUUAUAUCAGAAAACGGACAUUUAGCAAUGCUCAAAACGUUAGGCUACUACAGUCUGUAUAUGUUGUCAACUUUUAGAAGUACUGAAAACUGAAGCCACUUUGUUUUUUGGAGGGAAAAGAAACAAGAGGAAUUCAAGCAUGCACAUGACUCUUGUAUAUACUGUACUGAACUAGUAGUGAAGCCACAUGAUGACCUCAUGGGUGGGGUGUAUGUUAACACAGCUCCGGGUGUUUUGCUCAGCCUUAAAGGUGAACUCUGCAGUCAUGAUGUCCCAGGUGACUUAAAA
This is a messenger RNA of Toxotes jaculatrix (banded archerfish), 6062 nucleotides long. Its product is annotated as collectin-12-like. Gene Ontology annotation, molecular function: phosphatidylinositol binding; ubiquitin binding. Lineage: Eukaryota; Metazoa; Chordata; Actinopteri; Toxotidae. The transcript is spliced from 24 exons. The coding region runs from base 529 to 4443 and encodes 1304 amino acids. Gene Ontology annotation, biological process: protein transport to vacuole involved in ubiquitin-dependent protein catabolic process via the multivesicular body sorting pathway. The record is from RefSeq and is a predicted model, not a curated record. Gene Ontology annotation, cellular component: ESCRT-0 complex.